Molecule: messenger RNA, 708 nt
Organism: Fusarium graminearum PH-1
Lineage: Eukaryota; Fungi; Ascomycota; Sordariomycetes; Hypocreales; Nectriaceae
Exons: 3
Coding region: 1-708 (235 amino acids)
Molecular function (GO): protein binding
Source: RefSeq, a predicted model, not a curated record
AUGGACACUGAACCGCCAACUGUCUUCGGCGCACACCUGAAGAAGUACUUCAACAAAAAAUCUCUUUCUGAUGCCGUUAUCCGAUGCGGAGGUCAAGAGUUUCCGAUACAUCGAAUCGUCCUCUGCAGCCAUUCCGAAUACUUUAUCAAACAGCUAGAUGGACCAUGGAAGGAGAGCUCCGAGGGAGUCAUUGAAAUUGUCGAUUUUGAUGCCAGCUUGGUAAAAGCGAUGAUUUACUUUACGUAUCAUCUGAACUACGAUGUACCGUAUGGUAGCUCUGCCAUGGCCUUCAACGCAGGGAUGUAUCAAAUUGCAGACAAAUAUGCAAUGAGCGCCUUGAAAAGAUAUGCCCACGGGGAAUUCAGCAUUUCGAUCAAAGAGUGCUGGGAGGACGUCGCAUUACCAGACGUAAUCAGCUUGGUGUAUACUUCGACACCUUCCAGUGACAGAGGACUGAGAGAUACAGUGGUGGGUACUUCGCUUGUUCACCUGAAUAUCCUGAUGGACCGGGACGAGUUCAGGGCUGAAUUGGCGUCAAAUGCGGAUUUUUCGAUUGAUAUCAUUCGAUUUCAAAGCAAGAGGUCUUGGGGUCAACAACAUUAUGAUUGCGGAAAUUGCAAGACGGCAUUCUACAUGGUGGAAUCUGAUGGUCUUGAUGAACGUUACAGGGCAAAGCAUUGUCCUAGAUGUCGGGCAGUGUGUUACUAA